Dentiscutata heterogama is the source of this 579-nucleotide messenger RNA. The record is from the annotation of a GenBank genome assembly. Lineage: Eukaryota; Fungi; Glomeromycota; Glomeromycetes; Diversisporales; Gigasporaceae.
AUGGCUUUGGAACUUGACUUAGACAAAUGGGAUCAGAAGGGGGAAAAAGUGGAUGAGAACUUACUGGCAAGACCCAAAGAUACAUCAAAUGUUGGAAACAGUUAUCAACAUGGAAUUAAAGCAGAAAAUACUGAAGAGACAAGAUGUGAUGUCGAAAGAGAUAAAUGCGAAGUACCCAAUCGCUCUCAAGACUCUGCUGGUAUUAAUGACACCAAUGAAGUAAAAGACCUAGAAGACCGGUAUCAAAUUGGAAUUAAAUCUGAAAGAGGUGGCAAAAAACUUGUUUACAGAAAACUGGUGUUACGAUUAACCAACCAGAAAAAAAAUCAGGUUUUGGCGAAAUCUACUAUGAUGGAAGACGAUUCGGCUAUAAUUCUACCUUUCCGAAAAGUGCCAUCGGACGAAGAAGAAAGAGGAUUAGAGACCGCUCAAUUUGAGGAAUGGAAUCGGUUAUGGCCAAUUAAUUUUCGUGAAGAUCCUAGGAGAGAUUCUAGAUUUUCUUCCAAAGAAAUAGAAUUGUUAAGAAAUCACAUGAUCAGAGCAAUUAAGUUAGCAGAUAUUGCAAGAUCUAAAGGAGAG